UCUCUCUCUCUCUCUCUCUCUCUCUCUCUCUCUGGCUUCACUGCUUCAUGUCUUCACAUGCCAAAGUAUUCAAUAGCUUUUACCAAAAAAAAAAAAAAAAAAAGUAUUCAAUAGCUUCCAAGUACACUCUCUUCUCUUCUGUGAGCACAAUCACUAUUCACUCCUCUCCACUUCUCUGAAACCCAGAUGGAGAUAAAUCCAGAAAUGGCACUUACCCAGAUGAGGGAAUCUGUUCAGAAGCUUGGGUCUUCAGCUGAGAAUCAUGGAGAUCAAACGCUUAUGAGGUUCUUGAUAGCAAGAUCAAUGAACCCAGAAAAGGCAGCUAAGAUGUUUGUUCAAUGGCAAAAAUGGCGAGCUGAGUUUGUUCCUUUAGGGUUCAUUCCUGAAUCCCAAGUACCAGAUGAAUUGGCUAGUCGGAAGAUCUACUUACAGGGCCUUUCAAGAAACGGACACCCAGUCAUGAUUGUCAAAGCCUGCAAGCAUUUUCCUUCUGGAGAUCAUCCCCAACUCAAGAAAUUUGUGGUGCAUAUACUGGACAAAACCAUUGCAAGUUCUUUCAAGGGAAAAGAAAUAGGAAAUGAGAAGUUGAUUGGCAUUCUUGACCUGCAACAAAUUACGAUCAAGAACAUAGAUGCUCGUGCUUUAAUUACUGGAUUUCAGUUUUUACAGGCUUACUAUCCGGAGCGCUUGGCGAAAUUGUUCAUCUUGAGCAUGCCAUGGUUUUUUGUGAGUGUUUGGAGAAUGGUUUCCCGCUUCCUAGAGAAGGCAACUCUUGAAAAGGUAGUGAUAGUCACCAAUGAAGAAGAGCAUAAAAUUUUCCUGGAGGAAAUCGGAGAAGAUGUUUUGCCAGAAGAAUAUGGUGGACAAGCGAAGCUUGUAGCUCUCCAAGAUGUUAUACUUGAACAUUUCCCAGCAGAGAAUUGAGAAUAUUUUAGGAGAGAUCCCUCAGGAAGGGCUACUGUAUUUCCUGUCAAGUUCGGAUAAUUUGAUAUUCAUGCCAAUACAGGGUAGAGUACAGCAGAAAGGGGUAACCAUAUACCAAUCCCACGUUGAAGAAACACCUUAUUUGAUGGGAUCACUAAGAGCCUAAAGCGCCGGUCCAAGUUCAGAGAGGUUGGACGAAAAUCUGCUGGAAAAACUACGUUUUUUUUUUUUUUGGUGGAAAAUCUAUCAAACAACAUCAAGCAGUUGAAAACUGAUACAUAAAAUUUGAAGAUGUACAUAUGUAUAACCAAUAAUUCGAGACGAUAUACAAUUUGUAUGGAAGCGAAACCCUAGAUCAUCUAUCA
Messenger RNA from Macadamia integrifolia, 1289 nucleotides. RefSeq names its product sec14 cytosolic factor. The transcript has 7 exons. The record is from RefSeq and is a predicted model, not a curated record. Bases 187 to 924 code for a protein of 245 amino acids. NCBI's taxonomy places the organism in Eukaryota, Viridiplantae, Streptophyta, Magnoliopsida, Proteales, Proteaceae.